AGGGGCGUGAGUAGGUGCGCAUUAUUUACAACUCUCAGUACAUGUAAACAAAAGGUAAUCAUCAGCACAGCACAGCACAGUGGCAGUGAACAACUAUAGAGACAAGAUCGUGUAUUGUGGAGAUGCCUUUGUUUGCAAAGAAGCCUGAUCCAAAGGAACAGGUAAGGGAGUGGCGUUCAAAGCUGCGGAAGGAACAGCGUGGACUAGACCGACAGAUACGAAGUAUCCAGACUGAGGAGGGUAAGGUCAAGAAGUCCAUUAAGGAUGCAGCUAAGAAGGGCCACACUGAUGUAGCCAAGAUACUCGCUAAAGAGCUUAUCCAAUCUCGCAAGGCAGUCAGUAAAAUAUACGCAUCUAAAGCUCAGAUGAACUCAGUUGUGAUGAGCAUGCAGCAACAGCUCUCUAUGCUAAGAAUGUCUGGAUCCAUUCAGAAGAGCACAGAGGUAAUGGCUGCCAUGAGGAAUCUCAUCAAGCUACCUGAGAUCCAGGCCACCAUGAUGGAACUAAGUAGAGAGAUGAGCAAAGCAGGUCUCAUGGAAGAGAUGAUGGAGGACACUUUUGAAGGGCUUGAAGACGAUGAUCUCGAGGAAGAGGCUGACAAAGAGGUGGAUAAGAUCCUCUGGGAAGUCACCAAUGGUCAACUUGGAGUCCUUGGUCCAGUGAGCAGUAAGGCACCUGACCAACCAGAGGCUGUUCCAGAGGCAGCCAUGGACUCGGAUGAGGAAGGGGAAGAUCUCCAGGAGAGACUGUCAGCACUAAGAUCUUAAUAACUAUCAACAUUUUUAAUGUAGUACAUGUUAUUCCUGUCCCUGUAAUUAUAUAUAAUUAUUGUGUGUUUGUGUCAUUAACUGCACAUGAGAUUUUAUAUAACUUG
This is a messenger RNA of Halichondria panicea, 874 nucleotides long. Its product is annotated as charged multivesicular body protein 3-like. The record is from RefSeq and is a predicted model, not a curated record. Gene Ontology annotation, cellular component: ESCRT III complex; multivesicular body. The transcript has 6 exons. The coding region runs from base 123 to 767 and encodes 214 amino acids. Lineage: Eukaryota; Metazoa; Porifera; Demospongiae; Suberitida; Halichondriidae. Gene Ontology annotation, biological process: protein transport; late endosome to vacuole transport; endosome transport via multivesicular body sorting pathway.